AUGACAUCCAUCUACACAGUGGUAACGAAGUUUGACCCUUUAUCGAUUGAAAGCAAAAAAGCAGCAACAGUGGUGCUAAUGCUUAAUUCUCCAGAAGAGGAAGUUUUGGCUAAAGCAUGUGAUGCUAUAUAUAAAUUUGCAUCAAAAGGUGAUGAAAACAAAGUGACACUUCUUAGUCUUGGAGCUGUGGAGCCUUUAUUUAAACUAGUCUCACAUGAAGACCCACUUGUGCGCAGAAAUGCCAUCAUGGUAUUUGGAAUCAUGGCUUCUAAUAAUGACGUCAGAAAAUUAUUAAGAGAGCUAGAUGUCACAAAUUCAGUCAUAGCUCGGCUGGCGCCAGAAGAAGAUAUAGUUGUCCAUGAGUUUGCCAGUCUUUGCCUAGCACAUAUGGCAGUUGAAUAUACCAGUAAAGUGCAAAUAUUUGAGCAAGGUGGACUAGAACCACUUAUCAGAUUGCUAAGUAGCCCUGAUCCUGACGUUAAGAAGAACUCUGUUGAAUGCAUCUAUCACCUCGUACAGGAUUUUCAAAGCCGUGCUGCAGUUCGUGAACUAAAUGCAAUUCCUGCCUUGCUGGAACUGCUGAAAUCUGAAUAUCCAGUUGUUCAAUUGUUAGCUCUCAAAACCUUUGGUGUAAUUAGCAAUGACAGAGAAACCAGGAUAAUACUGAGAGAAAACCAAGGAUUAGAUCAUCUUUUUAAGAUACUGGAAACUAAGGAAUUUAAUGAUCUUCAUGUGGAAGCUCUUGCAGUGAUGGCAAAUUGUCUUGAGGAUGUGGAUACUAUGCAACUAAUUCAGCAGACAGGAGGUCUUAAAAAGCUACUUUCAUUUGCAGAAAUGUCUACCAUUCCUGAUAUUCAGAAGAAUGCAGCAAAGGCAAUUACUAAAACAGCUUAUGAUCCUGAAAAUAGAAAAAUUUUGCAUGAAGAAGAGAUUGAAAAGUGCCUCAUAACCCUUUUGGGAACUGACAAUGAUGGUGCUAAAGCUGCUGCUUCUCAAGCUAUUUCUGCUAUGUGUGAGAAUUUAGCUAGCAAAGAUGCUUUUGGAAUCCAAGGGAUUCCCCAGCUAGUUCAGUUGCUAAGCAGUGAGAAUGAAGAGGUAAAAGAAGCUGCUGCCAUAGCUCUGGCUAAUCUCACAACAGGCAGUCCUAGCAAUGCAAGUGCUGUUGCUGAAGCUGAAGGAAUCGAGCCAUUAAUAAAUGUCCUGAGUGCUAAGAGAGAUGGGACUGUUGCUAAUGCAGCUGCAGUACUAACAAAUAUGGCCAUGCAGGAGCCAUUACGUCUCAGCAUCCAUGGUGUUAUGAAUGCAAUUGUAGAACCACUACAGUCUACCAACAGCCUGGUACAAAGCAAAGCAGCACUCACUGUGGCUGCACUUGGUUGUGACGCUGAUGCAAGAACUGAGUUAAGAAAUGCAAGUGGACUUGAACCACUCGUUAAAUUGCUACAUUCUAAGAAUGAUGAAGUCAGAAGAAAUGCCUGUUGGGCAGUUAUGGUUUGUGCAAGUGAUGAACUAACAGCAGUUCAACUUUGCAGGCUAGGUGCUUUAGACAUCCUGGAAGAAAUUAACUUGUCAACAGGGCGCAAAAAUAACUUCAGUGAAGGAGCUCUGGACAAGCUACUUGAUAACAACCUUUCCCAAAAAUACAGCCAAAUGGGGUACUUAUCAUCCAGUAACAUAAUUACUGAUGGGUUCUAUGAUUAUGGUCAGGUAAAGCCUGGAGUGAAACUUUUGUCUUUGGAGGAACUGAGUAUACAAGAGCUUAAUGAUCAUCGUGCUAUAAUUUUAGUUAAUGCUAAACUACCAGAAGUUUCCCUCAGUGCAGAGGACAAAUCACAAGAUCCAUAUUAUGGGCGAACCACAUCUUCUUCUUCUAUUAGAAAAAGUAGUAAAGAAAGAACAAGUGCAGUGGUAUCUCCUGUGGAGGAAAAACAAGACUCUUCUGGACGAUCUCCCUCUUCGCUCAGCAAAAGCAGCACUAGAGAGAAAGGCUCAAGAAAAGGAAAAGGAAAAAAAGAAGAAGAUAAACCAAAAGAAGAAGAAGAGUUGCAAACAAUGCUUAAAGUCCAGCAGGAAGUAAUUCUUGAAAAGUUACCAUGGCUGCCACCAUUUGACUCCAUUUUACUGGAUUACAUUAUUGAUGCUUCCAAAAUAAUCCUACCAUUAACUACUACCAAAGAACAGGUUGUGGCACUUGCACUGUUUGUUGCAGAUAAGAUGGGUGGCCCAAUUGAAAGAGACAAAUUACAUGAAUUCAGCUGGGAACUUCAUAUAAGUGAAAUUGAAUUUGAACUGAAAUGCAAUGUUGUACCUAUUGGGAAAAUCAAGAAAGGGACUUUCUACCACAGGGCUUUGCUUUUCAAGGUUAUAGCAGACAGAAUUGGCAUUGGCUGUAGUUUAGUUCGUGGAGAAUACGGCAGAGCUUGGAAUGAAGUUAAAUUAGUUGACGAUUCUCCUCAAGGAAUAACUGGGCUUCUACUUCCUCCUCAAGUGUAUAUUGUAGAUCUAAUGUACCAGCCAGGCUGCUUAAUGAAGCAAGGCACUCUUCCAGCUAGGUCGUCAAACCAGUCAGUCAUGGACUGCUUUGGCUGCCUGGAAUCCAUGCAAUUCACAAAUGCAGGUGCAGAGAAUGUACAAUUUACUCCCAGCAGCAGUGCAAACAGGCCCACAUGGGCCCACCAAUAUCUUUCACCCAGAUCUGGAGAAACAUUCAGGAUAACUGAAGUGUGUUUUAUCUUUGUGUGA
Messenger RNA from Emys orbicularis (European pond turtle), 2742 nucleotides. RefSeq names its product armadillo repeat containing 3 (gene ARMC3). Gene Ontology annotation, molecular function: protein binding. The coding region runs from base 1 to 2742 and encodes 913 amino acids. NCBI's taxonomy places the organism in Eukaryota, Metazoa, Chordata, Testudines, Emydidae. The record is from RefSeq and is a predicted model, not a curated record. The transcript has 20 exons.